Messenger RNA from Erpetoichthys calabaricus (reedfish), 2124 nucleotides. RefSeq names its product THO complex 1 (gene thoc1). Gene Ontology annotation, cellular component: THO complex part of transcription export complex. Gene Ontology annotation, biological process: mRNA export from nucleus; signal transduction; regulation of DNA-templated transcription elongation. Gene Ontology annotation, molecular function: protein binding. The transcript is spliced from 21 exons. Lineage: Eukaryota; Metazoa; Chordata; Cladistia; Polypteriformes; Polypteridae. The record is from RefSeq and is a predicted model, not a curated record. Bases 52 to 2007 code for a protein of 651 amino acids.
UCUUUUGCACUGCAUUGCUUUUCUGCUUUGUUUCGUUUACCAAAAGGAACGAUGUCGCCAGCUUCAUUUAACUUUAGCGAUGCCAAAGACAGAUUUAUGAGCGCUACCCGAGCUGCGCUGGAAAAUAAGAACAACAAAGCUUUAAUAAACGUCUUUGCCCAUCUCCCUGGAAGCGAAACGGAAAAGAAAACAAACCUAGACCAAGCGUUCCGAAGUGUUCUUGAAGAGGAAAUUGUAAAGCAGACUGCUAGUUGUGAAGAUUUCUUGGGUCUUAUCUACAGAAGUAUUGAUGGAGUGACUGAAGGUAUUUGUUCAGCCACAACACCUUUCUUGCUUCUUGGGGAUGUUCUGGACUGUCUUCCUUUGGAUCAGUGUGAUAAGAUCUUUACAUUUGUUGAGGAAAAUGUUUCAACAUGGAAAUCUAAUUCAUUUUAUGCAGCAGGAAAAAAUUACCUUUUACGAAUGUGCAAUGAUCUUCUUAGAAGACUAUCAAAAUCCCAAAAUACCGUCUUCUGUGGCAGGAUUCAGUUGUUUCUCGCCAGAUUAUUUCCACUCUCUGAGAAAUCGGGCCUUAACUUGCAGAGUCAAUUUAACCUUGACAAUAUCACUGUUUUUAAUAAAAAUGAACAAGACAGUACUUUGGGUCAAAAACACAUUGAGGAAAAAGAUGACAAUAUGGAGGAAGGCGAGAUGGGAGAUGAUGAAACACCUACAACCAGUUCAAUACCAAUAGACUAUAAUCUAUACAGAAAGUUUUGGACAUUGCAGGACUAUUUCAGGAAUCCUAUGCAGUGCUAUGACAAAUUCUCCUGGAUGACAUUUCUUAAGUACUCUGAUGAGACCCUGGCUGUGUUUAAAAGCUAUAAAUUGGAUGAUACUCAGGCUUCCAGAAAAAAGUUAGAGGAAUUGAAAACUGCAGGAGGGGAACAUAUUUAUUUUGCCAAAUUCCUAACUAGUGAAAAGUUAAUGGAUCUACAGCUAAGUGACAGCAAUUUCAGACGGCAUAUACUAGUUCAGUACCUUAUUCUAUUCCAGUAUCUAAAGGGGCAAGUUAAAUUCAAAAGUUCAAGCAGUGUUCUGACGGAUGAGCAAUCUUUAUGGAUGGAAGACACAACAAAACUCGUCUACCAGCUGCUUAAGGAAACUCCUCCAGAUGGUGAUAAAUUUGCAGCUGUAGUAGAGCACAUAUUAAACACAGAAGAGAACUGGAAUGCAUGGAAAAAUGAAGGUUGCCCAAGCUUUGUAAAAGAAAGGCCUGUAGAAACCAAACCAAUUCGACCUGCACGAAAACGCCCUGUACCAGAGGACUUCUUAAGUAAAGGUCCUGAUAGGAAAGUUUUGAUGGGGAACAGUGAAGAGUUGACUCGGCUGUGGAAUCUUAAUAACGAUAAUAUGGAAGCAUGCAAAUCAGAAUCCAGAGAGUUUAUGCCAAGUUUAGAAGAAUUCUUUGAGGAAGCUAUUGAACAGGCUGAUCCAGCGAACAUGGUUGAAGAGAAAUACAAGGUUGUAAAUAAUUCAAACUAUGGUUGGAGAGCUUUGAGACUUCUGGCACGUAGAAGUCCUCAUUUUUUCCAGCCUACUAAUCAGCAGUUCAAAAGCCUUCCUGAAUACUUGGAGAAUAUGGUCAUCAAGCUAGCAAAAGAGUUACCUCCUCCAUCUGAAGAGAUAAAGACUGGUGAAGAGGAUGAGGACAAUGAUGAUACCCUGCUUAAAGAGAACAAUGAGAGUCCGGAUGUACAGCAUCACAAGUCAGUGACGGGCCAGCAGAUUGAGGCUGUAGCCAACAAACUAGGAGAUCAGUGGAAGGCUCUGGCACGUCAUAUGGAGCUGAAGGACAUGGACAUCCGAGAGAUUGAAUCUGACAGCGAUGAUGUGAACAUGCGUGCCAAACUGUUACUGGUGUUGUGGCAAGAUCGAGAAGGAAAUCAGGCCACGGUAGAAAAUUUGGUUUUGGCUCUGAACAGCGCUGGCUUUGCUGAGAUUGCAGAGAGCCUCAACGACACAUAAAUAUUGAAACGGCACAAUAUAUUUUUGUAUAGAUUGUUAUAAUUCAGUCUAUUUGUAAAAUGUACAAUUUGUGAUUUAAUAUUUUUUUCAUUUUUGUGAUAAAUAAAUUUUUGGGAU